UCUGCUCUCUUAUUCGUCCCUCCACGGCCUGCACGCUAAAUGGCUGCGCCGCUACCUGUCCCGGCCUCCGAUUGGGUGCGCGGCGCCUCCCCGGCGUGAUAGGUCAGGGCCGCCGCCCCCUGGCUCCCCAUUGGCUGCUGGGCGAAACCCGGUCUCCGGGUAAGAUGGCAGCGGACGGCCAGUGCUCGCUCCCCGCUUCAUGGCGGCCGGUGACCCUCACCCACGUCGAAUAUCCUGCAGGUGAUCUCUCUGGCCACCUCCUUGCGUACCUGAGCCUCAGCCCUGUGUUUGUCAUCACUGGCUUCGUGACCCUCAUCAUAUUUAAGCGGGAACUGCACACUAUCUCCUUUCUCGGGGGCCUAGCUCUGAACGAGGGGGUCAACUGGCUGAUCAAACACAUCGUCCAGGAGCCUCGGCCCUGUGGAGGUCCCCAUACAGCUGUGGGCACCAAGUACGGGAUGCCUUCCAGUCACUCGCAGUUCAUGUGGUUCUUCUCCGUCUACUCUUUCCUCUUCCUGUACCUGAGGAUGCACCAGACAAACAAUGCCAGGUUCCUAGACCUGCUGUGGAGGCACCUGCUCUCGCUGGGGCUCCUCACCGCAGCCUUCCUUGUCUCCUACAGCAGGGUCUACCUGUUGUACCACACGUGGAGCCAGGUGCUGUACGGGGGCAUCGCUGGAAGUCUUAUGGCUGUCGCCUGGUUUAUCUUCACCCAGGAGGUCCUCACCCCGUUGUUCCCCAGGAUAGCAGCCUGGCCCAUCUCCGAGUUCUUCCUCAUCCGAGACACGAGCCUCAUUCCCAACGUGCUCUGGUUUGAGUACACGGUGACUCGGGCAGAAGCGAGGAACAGACAGCGCAAGCUAGGGACGAAGCUACAGUGAGCAGUGGGUACCACUAGGCCCGGCCUCCAGCUCUGGCCUGUGGCACGCCUCGCGGGACAGAGACGAUGGCCCAAGACGAGAGCACGGACAGGCGGGAUGCCGGACAGAGGGAUGAAGCUGAGACCUCGACAGACCCCGGUCACCAAGUGGAGCCUUUUUUUUUUCUUAUUUUAAUUUGGAUGAACAAGAUGGACCAAAGGGCCGAGUCAGCCCCUUGCCAGGACCCUGGAAUUGCUGCUCCUGCACUGCCGCCUGCCCCUGGCUGGCCGGGCGGUGCCCUUGGUGUGGAUGCCAGGUGUGGGGCAGAGGAUGAGAGCUCUUGCCUCUGCUGUCAGGCCAGGGAUGUGAGGUGGCAUGAUGACGUGAGCACCUGCUAUUUAUUUUUCUGUUUUCUCCAAGGCCAGUGGGAUUUUGGAGAUUGGCCUGGAAGGGGCCUGCUCAGUGUGCAGUAGGACCCCGCCAGUGUCCUGGGCACCUUGCUUCCAAGCCCUGAGGGCACAGCCUGCCCUGUUCUGGGCCUCAGGGUGCCUGGGUGGGGUGGGGCAGGAGGAGGGAGCACCCCAGCUCUCCCACCAUGGCCAUUCCAGAACCUUGUGCAGUGUUUCCUUGUCUGGGGAUGGAGCCAGGGCGCGUGUGCUGUACCCUGCAUGGACCCUAUGCCACAAGGGCUUUCUCUGGUCCCCCAUCCCGUCCCCAUGACAACCCUUUUAUGACAAGUGAGCCCAUGCGCGCAGGUGGGCACGCUUCAGCUGUUUACAGCUCUCUGUCCUGCCUCUGGGGGGGCGGACACCUGCCGUCCUGUCCUCCUGCCCCUCCCCCAUAGCCCGGUCUGGGGAAGGGGCUUCCUCAAGGGACCCCGUCCCUGUGUGGCUGCUGCCCCUUCUGGGUGGAGGUCCCUCUCUGCUGCUGAAGCACAAUGUUCCGGUGCUUUCUUUUCCUAUUUGUGGAAGACAACGUCCCAAAGCCGUUCCAGACGCCCGGCCGGGGGCUUCGCCCAGGGAAGGUAGGUCAGGACUCCCACCCCUUCUCCCCUGCCCUUCCCUGGUUAUUUUUAUUUUGUACUUUUUGCCUGAGACAAGCCAAGUGUGAGGUGGUUUGACUUAAGAAACAUCAAUGAAAUUGUUUACUAUCAUUUUCAAAUAAACUCUGAAACUCGGAGA
Ochotona princeps (American pika) is the source of this 2041-nucleotide messenger RNA. It is a transcript of the gene DOLPP1, whose product is annotated as dolichyldiphosphatase 1. Gene Ontology annotation, molecular function: dolichyldiphosphatase activity. The coding region runs from base 165 to 881 and encodes 238 amino acids. Gene Ontology annotation, cellular component: endoplasmic reticulum membrane; intracellular membrane-bounded organelle. The transcript has 8 exons. Gene Ontology annotation, biological process: protein N-linked glycosylation; lipid biosynthetic process. The record is from RefSeq and is a predicted model, not a curated record. Lineage: Eukaryota; Metazoa; Chordata; Mammalia; Lagomorpha; Ochotonidae.